This is a messenger RNA of Haliotis rubra (blacklip abalone), 3071 nucleotides long. RefSeq names its product leucine-rich repeat-containing protein 74B-like. NCBI's taxonomy places the organism in Eukaryota, Metazoa, Mollusca, Gastropoda, Lepetellida, Haliotidae. The transcript has a single exon. The coding region runs from base 985 to 2607 and encodes 540 amino acids. The record is from RefSeq and is a predicted model, not a curated record. Gene Ontology annotation, molecular function: protein binding.
CAAAGGUUUAUUUGCUUACAUGUCAUUCCACGCACGAUAACAGACUUCACAUCUGAAAUUCUGAACUGCAACUAGAUACCAAGAUGUUCAUGUAGCUGCAAGGCUCUCUUUCACAUUGGUUCUACAUGUUCAAAAGUACGUUAAAUCUCGUUCACUCAUUUCAGCAAGGAAAAGGGCUCUCCUAUGCAAGUACUCACCACCUCGAGAAAAUAUAUCGUCCAUGCUGCUUCUAAUCAUAACGUAGAGAAACGACGAGAUAUUCAGUGAACACCGCUACAGAUCACAGUAAAUGAUAUCAUAGGCCAGUCUGUAGCCAAGUCCUGCCAAGCGCAAAUGUACCAAUCGGCAUUACAGACGAAUAAACACAGAGUACAAAUUCAAAAUUUACAAGUACCUGUCAAAUUAAUUGAUUAUCCUGUCACAGUAAAUAAAUUUUACAUAGUGUGGCUUUUGUGAAUACUUGAGGCGACGCGAGUACUGCAGAGUAGAGCGGAACUCUACCGGGUUUUUGUAUGGAGGUGAGGAAGAGCGAUCGUCCACGUUGGGGCAAGGUCAAUGAAGACGAAGUAAGCUCAAGUGAUCGUUGCAACCUUUGAAAGGUACCGGUGGAGUGUGAACUGUUCGGUGAGGGAGUAACCCAACACCAUGUCAAUACAACUCAUGUGGAUUGUAUGACACCUGUAUGAAGUUUGUAUAGAGCUGGGUUAGACACGUACCGUGGUCUUUAAGUCCGAGUCUAGUGAAAGUCUGAACGUUCCAGUUCAGUGUUGUUUUGGUUUGGUUUGGGUUAUUUUAUGUUUCUGCCGCCAUUAACGCAAAAGGUAAAAAUGUGAAGUCAAAUCUGAAAAUGAAAUAUAAAAGGCCGUAUGUGCACUGGGCAGAAAUAUAUUGUGAGUGAUUAAAAGAAGGCCAAAAGAUGAAUUAGUCCACCAUAUGUGAAUUGUGUUUAUGUUACAUGAUGAGUCAGUCGACUUCUAAACGCAAAUGCGAGUUAUGUGCAUUAUUCACCAUUGUGACGUCACUGUAUGGACAUCGUUCUAUUGUCAUGUUACUGUGUCUGACAUCACAAUGCUCUCACCAUUAAGAGAAUUACAAAAUGACGUCAUAGUUUUGUCUAUGACAUCAUCUACUCUUUGGCAACAUUGGCAUCGUUACAGCCGCGGCAUCAAGAUGAGCGGCAAGGCGUCUAUGCCGCGAUCUUCGAUGGGGGUGAUCUCCGAAUUCAGUGAGGGUCGGCUGGCUUGGUCUCCUCGCAACGCGACCCAGUCUCCCACUUCCAACGACGAUGAAUACGACACGGACCUGGAGGUCGAAGAAGAAAAGAAGGACUUUGACAUGACAGGUCGGAAUCUCUACAUCAACGCCUGUAAAAGUCACGGGAUCAUUCCUGCUAGUUACUUCCUUAGACACAUGCAGGACGCGGAACUCAACAUGCAACAUCACGGCCUUGGAGCUGUGGGGGUCAAGGUCAUGUCGUUACCGCUGCAGACAAACACAUCGGUUCUGAGUUUGAACCUGGAGGACAACUGGUUGGAGGGGGAGGGAGCAGUCUAUGUGUCCAAAAUGCUGAAAGAAAAUUGUUACAUUGCUGAGCUGAACAUCGCUUGGAACAAACUAGGUCGGCGUGGAGCUCUAGCCGUCUGCGAUAUGCUCAUGUCCAAUACUACGCUACAGGUGCUGGAUUUGACAGGGAACCAAAUCACUGAUGCCGAAGCGCAGUACAUAGCUGAUGCUUUGAAUGAAAACAACCGUGUAAGAAUACUAAAACUUGGUCACAACCAGCUCGGGGAUGCUUCCGCGGCUUUAUUAAGUCCAGCUAUCUGCGAUAAUGACACGGUUGAAGAACUUGACCUGAGCUGGAACUACUUACGGGCCAAAGGAGCUAUGUACCUUUGUGAUGGCAUCAAGACCAACGCCAGACUGAAGAUUGUGGAUUUUUCUUUCAACGGAUUCGGUAACGAAGGAGCAGUUGGUGUGUGCGACAUCCUGAGGUUAAACCAGGUACUGACAGAUCUGAGAAUCAGCUACAACCGAAUAUCAACACCCGGGGCACUGCUAAUCGCUAAAGGCAUGGAAACGAACGACAUGCUGAAGACGUUAAUACUGGAUCAUAACCCAAUAGGGGUGGAAGGUGCAAAGGCCAUUCUAAAAUCCAUGAUGUCUGAAAAUUGUGCCAUCACACAUCUGGACAUGGCGGGUGUCGAGGUGGACAAGGAAUUCAUAGCCAACAAGAAGGAGUUCCAAGAAAUCAAACACUUCACUGUCCUGCACGGUCUGGUUCUUGGAGACUACGUCAUUAAGCCACGCCCGAAGAAGAAGUCGGCCAUCUUGUUCAACGUUCCCAUUUCAGAGGUGAACGCAGGCAAUCUGUUCGAACAUCUGGCGCGUUAUUGCGAGGAGGAAAACGUCGACGUUGUCGACACUCUGUUGUCAUUGGACAAGCGACGUGAACAGCGACUCGUUGCGACUGACAUCAUCAGCGCCAUUGUGACAUCAGGACUCCCAAUGACGGAUGAACAGAUAAACAUAGUUGUGUCGUUGCUCGGUGAGAUGGAGAGUAGCGAUGGCCUUGUGGACAUUAGCCCCCUCGUUGGUGUCGAUAGCUGAUUCCACUACUGUCUGAUUACAGACUUACAUAUGCGUACCUUUAUUUUUUUUAUUAUUCAUGAAUUAUUGCAUUACAAUAAGCCGCUCUAGCUAGCGGCGGCGAUGCUAAUGUUUGUAAUGCGGAUCAUGGUGCUAUUAUAUUGGCCUAAUAAAUGACAUGCAUUGUCUUGAGUUUUGUAAAUGGGUGUAUUGUGUUUUGUAAUGACCUGUACAUUAACUGCUCAUCAACUACAGGUACCAGCGAGUUGUUUAUAUCGUUUCCUUUUUUAAUUUCUCUCGCUUCAAUUUUACGCCAUUGCUGGUUAGAAAAGGAUUUGUCUGUUACAUCACAUUAUGUCAGUCCAUACUUUCGUUGUCUUAUACAUGUUAUACAUAUUUAAGUAAUAUACACACAUUAUUUCUAUUGCCUUAGUGGGGCGGUGAGGUAGCCUAGUGGUUAAAGCGCUCGCUAAGUCCCGGGUUCG